Messenger RNA from Penicillium cataractarum, 1011 nucleotides. Its product is annotated as dihydrodipicolinate synthase family protein. Gene Ontology annotation, molecular function: 4-hydroxy-tetrahydrodipicolinate synthase activity. NCBI's taxonomy places the organism in Eukaryota, Fungi, Ascomycota, Eurotiomycetes, Eurotiales, Aspergillaceae. The record is from RefSeq and is a predicted model, not a curated record. The transcript has a single exon. The coding region runs from base 1 to 1011 and encodes 336 amino acids.
AUGCCGCUCACUCCUCUCCGCCCCGGCGUGUAUGCGCCUACCAUGACCUUCUUCAACCCCGACACUGAAGAUCUGGAUGUCCCCUCCAUCCGUCGCCACGCCGUGCGCCUGGCCAAGGCCGGUCUGGUCGGUCUGGUCACCAUGGGUUCCAACGGUGAAGCCGUGCAUCUCACUCGCGAGGAGCGUGCCACAGUGACUCGGGAAACCCGCUCUGCCCUCGACGAGGCCGGCUUCACCAACGUGCCCGUCAUCGCCGGUGCCAGCGAGAACAGCAUCCGCGGCACCAUCGACCUCUGCAAGGAAGUCGCUGCGGCCGGUGGUGAAUACGCCCUCAUCGUGCCCCCCAGCUACUACCGUUACGCUGUCGGCAACGACGAGACUAUCUACGAGUACUUCACUUCCGUCGCCGACGGUUCUCCCAUCCCCCUCAUCCUGUACAACUACCCCGGUGCCGUCGCCGGUAUCGAUAUGGACUCCGACCUCAUCAUUCGCAUCUCCCAGCACCCCAACAUCGUCGGUACCAAGUUCACCUGUGCCAACACUGGCAAGUUGACUCGUGUCGCUACUGCCCUCGGCGCAGUUACCCCUACCUCCCCUCUCGCCCCGGCCCAGCGUGCCGCUCCCACCGUCGCCAAGCCCGACGCAAAGCACCCCUACGUCGCCUUUGGCGGUAUCGCCGACUUCAGUCUGCAGACUCUCAUCUCCGGUGGUUCAGCUAUCCUGGCCGGUGGUGCCAAUGUCGUCCCCCGUCUGUGCGUUCGCAUCUUCACUCUCUGGUCUGAGGGCCGUCUUGCAGAGGCUAUGGAGGCUCAGCAGCAAUUGAGUGCUGCCGAUUGGGUUCUCACCAAGGCUGCUAUUCCCGGUACCAAGUCAGCGAUUCAGUCUUACUAUGGAUACGGUGGAUACCCCCGCCGGCCGCUGGCUCGUCUCAGUGAGGCGCAGGCUAAGGAGGUUGCGGAUAAGAUUAAGGGCGCUCUUGACGUGGAAUUGUCCCUGAAGGAUGUUGCGUGA